UCUCUCUCUCACAGCGAAACGAAACGAAACGAAACCAAAAUUCUCAAAGCAAAGCAAAAAAGCCAAAGCCGAAGCGAAAGACGAAGACGAAGACGAAGACUGUAAGAGAUUGGAAUCGCAUACGAUACUCUGAUCAGAGUCUGAAUUCUGAAACCAAAAGCAAAUCCAUGGGGAAGAGAAAAGAGCGCCGCCUCGCCGCUCUCAACAACGCCGGUCGCCGCGUCAAGCUCGAUCUCUUCGCGGAACCCCCUGGAGAUUUGGGUGGCUCUACUGAACAUGAUGAAGUUGGAGGUGAUAAAGAUUCGAAACAUCGUGAUGGAUUACCCAAUUCACCAACUUCUUCAGGUGGGUUCCGUCGGUUUUCUUCAAAAGGACUAUGUAGAAAGGAAUUGAGUGCUCAACAUUGUUUUGGUGGAAAUAUGGAACUAUAUGUACAAGACUUGUUAUGUUGUUUGCCCCCAAGAAAUUGUUUUCAGACUGUAGGGUGGCUGUAGUCUUGGGAGCAUUCAUCUCAGAUCAGGUCGGGCCCUGCCAAUGUGAAAUUAUGAAUGUCUCCCAAUCGUUGUGCCCUUGUUGGCAGCAUCGAAGCAUUUUGGAGGUUUCGACAGAAAUUUUGUUCUAUCGGUCAGCAACCACCUAAUCCUCUGCAAUUGCUUGGGCAAUAUAGUGAUGAAGAAUUUGAUGAGGAACCAAAUAAAGGGCUUAAUCAUGAUGAGGAACCAAGUAAAGGACUAAAUCAUGCCAGAGUGGAAAGCUCCUCACCUAAUGAUGAGGUUAAGCAUUCACUUGAUGAAGAUCAUAAAGACGUGGAUGUCAGUGUUGAUGAAGACCUUAUUGGUCAGAAGGUCAAACAGCAGGAAAAGGAGAGGGAGUCUGUUCUACCUGAUGUUUCCCUGAAUCUGGAGGGCAGUGAUAAAAGAGAAAUUGAUCCUACAAUAUCAGCUGAUUUACAACAAGAAAUGGAUUUGACAGAACAAAAUUCCAUUUCUGAAACUUCUGAUGUACAAGUUAUCAGUGAUGUUACCUUAGGCUGGAAGAUAGUAAUGCAUGAGGAGAGUAAUCGCUAUUAUUACUGGAAUACCGAAACUGGAGAGACGUCAUGGGAAGUGCCUGAUGUUUUGGCUGGGGCGACUGGAUUGACCAAUGGUCAGACAACCCCUACUAUUACUGAAACAGCAGAGACUGCUCCUGUGGUUGUAGAAGAGUCUGACAUUACUUCAAGUGCGAUAUUAGAUGGUUCUUCUGCUGCCCACCUAUUUCAAGGGACAAUGGAUGCCAAUAUGAUUCCUCAUGGGAUAGAAGUGUAUGGGCAUGCAUACCAGAUGGAUGAUUGCAGUCAAGCAUACAAAACUGAAGCUUGGAAGGAUUCAAGUUGGAGCACUGUUAUCAACUCAAGAGAAUUGGGAGCUGGUUCUGAGAAGUACACACAUGAACCAGCGGUUGAUCAUUCUUUUCUUGUGAAACAGAGUGAGUGUUUGUUAGAGAGAUUGAAGUCAUUUCAAGGGUCCAAUGACCACCUACAGGGUCAGGACUUAAUAUCGAAGUAUAUUUGGGAAAUUGAGAUCAGACUUUCUGAUUUGAAGUCACUUUCAUCCUAUGGCUCAUCUUUGCUUCCAUUUUGGGUGCAUUCUGAAAAGCAGCUUAAACGGCUGGAAAGUGCGAUUAAUGAUGAAAUUUACAAGAUUGCUGUAUCUGCACAUAUGGAAGCAACUGAGGCAACUCAUGUCUCUACCUUCAGUGGAAAGGACAAAUUGCCAGAAAGCAUGGGUUAUGAAUCUGAAGCAGAUGGAACUGAAAAUAAAAAUGUUCUUUCUACUUCUGAACAGUCUGAUGUUGCUCCUUAUGUAGACGCAUCAACAGAAGACCAGAAAGAUCCAUGUGAUAAAGUGCCUUUUGUAGAUGCUGAGCAUGUUUCUUCAUUUGGAUCACCAACCAGAGGUUUAGGAAGUGGUGCAGAAGUUAAUGAACAAGUCAAUGGGGCUCAAUUAGGUGAUGAAUCAACUCACAAGCAUGGGUUUAAUGCUGCAGAAGAUGUUGACAUGGAUGUGGACAUGGAAGUUGAAGAUGCAACUUCUUCAGGCAACACAAAUACCGUGAUUGCAUUGAACCCUGUAGAUUUUGCUCCUCCUGAGCAUCUAAUUGAGAAUCCACCUGCUGAAAUCCCAUCCUUGGUUUCAGAGGAUGGGUUUACUGUUCCACCUCCUCCAGAUGAUGAGUGGAUUCCCCCACCCCCGCCUGACAAUGAACAUAUUCCUCCACCCCCGCCUGAUAAUGAACAUAUUCCUCCACCUCCGCCUGAUGAGCCUCCUGAACUCACAUAUCCUCCUCUCCCAUCCUACACAGAGACCAGGCAACCGAUUUCUUAUACUGAUCAAUACAAUUUAUUAUAUCCAGAUUCUAGUUUUGAAUAUCACGGGCAUACAGUUGCUCAAGUGCCAAGCAGUAGUUUAUAUGGACAAGCUGAAGGAUCUCAAGUUGCCGUGCCCCAUGCACCAAUUUACUAUGACACAGUUCCUACUACAUAUAGUGACACUGCUGUCAUUGUUAACUCUGUUGAGCCUGUAGCUUAUUAUCAAUUUCAAGAUGGAACAGUACCUUCUGUCCCUGUAGGUAGUGGUGGUGUCGAGGCCACUUUAUUUCAGAGUGUGUCAGCUUCUAUUAGCUAUGACACACUCCCAUCUGAACAAAUUGUAUCUGUUGACCCCUUCAUGGAAGUUGGCCAUAAUUCAUCAUUAAAUUUGAAUGUAAAUAGUUCUGCUAUCGGCAGUGAGACUGAGACCAAUAAGGCAUCCAUAGAGGUUCCUUCUACGUCAGCUACCAUCCAAGCUCCUGCAACCACUUCAGUAAAAGAGAGUGUUUCUGUGCCACCAACUGAUACUGUUGCUGCCACAUCAGUGGGUAACAAGGUCCAAUCUAAAGCUUUGCGUAAUAAAAAGCGGUCUAUUGCAGCAGCUCCUUCCUUGAGGUCUAAUAAAAAAGUAUCCAGUUUGGUGGAUAAGUGGAAGGCAGCAAAAGAGGAGUUGCUUGAAGAUGAGAAAGAGCCUGAAGAUCCUUACGAGAUCUUAGAGAGGAAGCGACAGAGGGAAAUAGAGCAAUGGCAUGCACGGCAAAUUGCUAGUGGAGAGGCCAAAGAUAAUGCUAAUUUUCAGCCUCUUGGUGGGGAUUGGCGUGAGCGGGUGAAGCGCAGGAGAGCUCAAUUAGCCAAAGCAAGUGCAAAGACAAAGGAACAUAAUGAUGGAAACCAGCAGCCGGAUUUAAUAGAACUGUCAAGAGAUCUUCCAUCAGGAUGGCAGGCUUAUUUGGAUGAAUCCUCGAAGCAGGUUUAUUAUGGGAAUACUGACACAUCAGAGACAACUUGGACCAGACCAACAAAAUGAGUCGUUAUUGGAAUUUUGAGGGACGUAGCUCCAAAAUUCAUGUAGUUUUGAGUUUUUUGGUUGUAAUUUUUUCCUGGUUAUUAAUUUAUAACCCUGUAUAUCUUCGAAGGCAGAUUAGGGAUAACUACGUUUUUCUUUGUAAGAGCACAAAUGAACAUGUUUCGUGCAUUACUUUGUUAUUUUAGAAUGGCCAAGAGAAAGCGCAAAAGAAGAAAGA
Quercus robur (English oak) is the source of this 3594-nucleotide messenger RNA. RefSeq lists its product as uncharacterized. Lineage: Eukaryota; Viridiplantae; Streptophyta; Magnoliopsida; Fagales; Fagaceae. Gene Ontology annotation, molecular function: protein binding. Bases 549 to 3377 code for a protein of 942 amino acids. The record is from RefSeq and is a predicted model, not a curated record. The transcript has 10 exons.